Conger conger (European conger) is the source of this 1212-nucleotide messenger RNA. RefSeq names its product RASD family member 3 (gene rasd3). Gene Ontology annotation, molecular function: GTPase activity; GTP binding. The transcript has a single exon. The record is from RefSeq and is a predicted model, not a curated record. NCBI's taxonomy places the organism in Eukaryota, Metazoa, Chordata, Actinopteri, Anguilliformes, Congridae. Bases 176 to 814 code for a protein of 212 amino acids.
AGCUAAGGAAAGCUUGGAGAAUCUGAAACAGCGCCAAAAGAGCAGAUAUUCUAGAUAACUUUAGAACUGUUUUUCACUUCAAUAGGCUAUCCAAUCACUGAAAAGGCGGAAAUAAUAAUUAUUUAUUGCCACUUUCGGGUGCACAGUUUCCUAAUUUCCGAAUUUUAUCGCAGUCAUGUCGUCUCUUGCAGUGAAGGAAAAGACCACAGUCCGUCUGGUGUUCUUCGGAGCGGCGGGGGUUGGCAAGACGGCAUUGAUCCAGAGAUUUCUGCAUGACAGGUUUGAACACACGUAUAAACGUACUGUUGAAGAGCUGCACAGCAGGGAAUACGACAUUGAGAAAGCCAAAAUCCGUAUCGAGAUUAUGGACACAAGCGGCAGCUACUCCUUCCCGGCUAUGAGAAAACUAUGCAUCCUUAACGGUGAUGCUUUCGCCUUGGUCUACUCUAUAGAUGACCGACAGUCCUUCGAGGAGGUGCAGAGGCUGCGAGAAGAGAUCCUAGAAUUAAAGGGGGGAAAGUUCGCUCCUAUCACAGUGGUGGGCAAUAAAGUUGACCUGGAGAACCAGAGACUGCUGGCCACUGGCGAGAUAAUGCCAAUUGUUGAGCUGGAUUGGAACGCCAGCUUCGUUGAGGCGUCUGCAAAGAGCAACGAGAACGUAAUGGGGGUGUUCAAGGAGCUAUUGCAGCAGGUCAAUCUGCCCAGCCACCUUAGCCCUGCACUGCGGAGACGGAGAGACACCAUUCCAAGGGACAACGUCGGAGUCCGGAAAAAGCCACCGAUGAAAAAAACCAAUAGCUGCAUUCUGUCGUAAUUGGUGUUAUGUCGCUGAUUUCACGUCAUUUCUACAUCUGAGCAUCUAUCUUGAGCUCAGUGCAGCCUGCUUCAUUAGGUUGAAACUGAAGCUGGUAGAAGUCGUAUAGCCGCGACCAGGAGACCGAGAAAGAAAAGGGGAAAAGGAGACCGGAGGUGCACCUGUUGCACAUUCGAUGCCGUGUUUGGACUGGCUGUUGAAGACUAGCCGAGUUGGUGCUCUCUUGGUAUCGAAGAGACUGUAAAAUUGCAUUUUGAUUAAUUUUUAACUCCAAAUUGGAGUUUUCAUAGUGACUCUUGAACGAGAAGAUACAAUUGUACAGUGACGUAUUCAUAAGACAUAGAUUUUAUGUACUGUUAGGCUAAACCUUAAAGUGCAAUAAAGCCAUCAUACUCUGA